CCCCCCCCCCCCCCCGUCCGUCCGUCCAUCCGUUCUGUGUGGUCAUGACGCAGAGCCAAUUCGCCACAAGUGCCCUUAUCCUACUGGUCAUCCUGCUGGGACUCACCCUAACCCUUCCGCCUGCCACCUCCGUCCCUGUGCCGACCGAGACACACAGCCCCAGCGACAGCCAUGCUCCUACGCCUCCUGGGCUUAGGCUACCCGUGGGAGAAAUGGAUGUGCGGGAAGGGAAGAAGGGCGGACUUCCACGGAGAGAGAGAGCAGAGGAGGAGGAAGAGGAGGGUGAGCUUUUCGGAGACAUGGACCCCAAAACAUUAGCGGCCGUUCUGCUGGAGGCGAUGAAUAAGCCGCACGGGGAGAGGAUGAACGGAGGCGUGGAGGAUGGUAGGAAGGAUGAGGAGAGAGGAGAGGAGGAGGAGGGAGAAAGGCAAGAGGAAAAGGGAGAGGAGGUGAGAGCUGCGUUGGAGGAGGGAGUGGACCGAGACAGGGACGGUCGAGAGGAACUCGAGUUGGUGAUGGCCGCCGCUGCAGAGCAGGGCACGGAGGAGCGACAGAGGGAGGAGGAGGAAGAGAGAAAGAGAGCACAGGAGGAGGAAGAAAGACUAACAGAGAAGGUGACUAGCCGUACCACCAGCCAGACUGUUCCUGUGAAGGAGAAACAACCUCCGACGGUAGAAGGAAGAGGGGAGGAGGCUGGAGGAAAGGAGGUAGGGGCCAGAGAGGAGGCGCAGAAGGGACCUCCCACCUCCCAGGAGAUCCAACAAGAGGAGCAGGAGCAGCUAAGCCCAGAGGAGGUGCAGAACCUUCAAACCAUGUUGGAGGAAUUACAGAACUACAACACAGCCAACAAGAGAGAGAGGGAGUCUCAGGCCCAGGAGCAGAGAGAGAGGGAGAGCAGGGGUUACAACCAACAUGACACAGACCAAGCCCUGAUGGACAACCAGAUUAAACCUAAAGCGAAAGGAGGAUAUCCAUUAGCCAUGUCCAAAAAGAAGCUCAAAUGGCAGGAGGAGACUCAGAAAGCCCUGAACAUGCCCACCUAUAGAGGAGGCAACUUCAUGGACCACUUUGACGACAAUCUGGCUCACCAAACGGCUGAGGAUGAGGAGGAUGAUGAGGGAGACGAAGAGGAGGAGGAGGUGUUGAGCCCCCAGGAAGAGGAGAGGAGAGCGAAGGAGGAGCAGGAGGAGGUCAGGAGGCAGGCGAAGGAGGCGCAAAGGGCCAAAGCUGAGGAGGAGAAGUUGGCGGAUAUCGCCUCAGACAUGCUCCUGCAGUACAUGGUUAAACAGGACAAAGGGAAGUACUCCAACCAGAACAAGAAGACCCUGCUGUCCAACGCAGCCGAGGACAAGCGCUCAGAUGAGGAGGUGGUCAGCGAGGAUGACGAUAUUGAUCCUCAGACCAUCGAUAAGCUCAUCGAAAUCUCCAGUAAACUCCACCUCCCGGCAGACGACAUUGUCGACAUCAUCAGUGACGUCGAGAAGAAGAAGAAGAAAGACACUCCUGAGAUGUUACCCUGGCAACGACCCCAGCAACGACCCCUAGUUCCCCCAGCAACCCCCGCCUUCGACACUCAGCCUUCAGCCCCACGCAAUCCCAACCUGAAUCAGCCUUCUCCAGCCAUCAACCCCCUCAAGGCCUGGUUCAUGGACAUAUCCUCCUCAAAACAAGACCCAAACGUCUGGAUCAAACCGCGACACAAGUCCUUUCGGACCUCCUCCUCCAACUACCCUGCCUAUCCCUUCUACCAACAGAGGCCUUACCGAGGGUACUACCCUCUCUACUUCCCCCCUCCCAAGCCCAAACCUCGCUACUACGCCAAAUCCUCCCUCAAUGACCUCCUGUCGAAUUCUCUGGACUACGACUCUGCCUUCCCCCCCAAGAGGAGGUACCGUCCCUGGGUACAACCCCGCCCAAGGAAUCCCCCCGUGGCUCUCCGACAGAAGCUCUACUACCCCAAAUACCUCCUCCCCUCACACCCCCGGACAUACAACCACCCCCCCAUCCCCAUGGCCAAACCCCGGUUGUCGCCUCCCAGGGGUCAGGUUCAGCCUCGACGUCGGCAUGGUUACUAUUACCAAGCGCCCCCAGCGCCUCUAGUGACCCGGGACCAAGAUUAUUAUGGGAUGCGGGGGUUGGGGCAGCAGCAGCAAGACAGUGACGAAGACCUGGAGAACUACAUUCAACAGGUCUUUAUGAAACCCAGACCCAGAAUGUAUCAGUGAAGGGAGAGGAGAGAAAGAAAGAGGGAGCGCGAGAGACAGAGACAGAGACAGAGAGAGAGAGAGAGAGAGAGGUAACAAUGGAAUGUAUAUUUUUCUCACUUACUUUUGAUUUUGUUUUUGGGUUUGAGUCUCGUGUCUUUUUAAUGUUUAGCUAGAUUUUGGUCGAAAAGCAACACAAAAAUGUAAUUUAGCCGGGGGGGGGGGGUCUUUCCUUCGCUGUAGAGUAUAAAACAAACUUGCAGAUAGAAGAGAGAGAUAUAGGAGGAGACAUCCAUUCAUUCAUUCCUCCACUUUGGAAGAUCACAUGAGAAACUAAGGGUCGUUGUCCAAAAUGACUUUAAGGGGACACAAAACCAACCGUGUAUAGAACUAUAAAACAUACAGAACUCUCCAAUGGAACUCCCGGCUCUCACCAUGUCAUCAUGGAAUCCUGACGGAUAUGAGGGAGCAUCAGCAUCAUUCAGAGGACAUUAAACAUUGAGGGUUAAUCCCAGAUAGUACCCUAUUCCUUAUGUAGUGUAGAGUUCUAGCGGCCCUGGUCAAAAGUAGUUCACUACAUAGGUAAUAGGGUGCCAUUUAUGAAGCAGCCCGACAGCCAUGUUGCCCGUCAUUCCAAACUUUAGAGUUUUGUAGUUGUUAACAAAUACGCAGAUGUCAAUGUUUGGAACCAAAACGUGCAGUCAAACAUGUUUAUAUUCCAAAAGACUAGCCAUUGCUAUUGGAGCAGAGGCCCCAUCGAUAUUAAGCCUUACCAACAUGUGUGUGUUAGGUUUUAUUAUUAAAUGAGCAUUUACAUGAUCGUUCUAGUUAUACAUCAUUGUUUGUAGAAAAUUUUACUUGUAAAAAAAAAAAGAUUGAAUUGCACCUUUUCAAGAACUAACAGAUACAAGCAGUUAAUCUGAAGGAAUGAGGAGAAAAACUCACCAUUAUUCCAUUGAUCCCCUUGAUAAGUUGCCAUGGCAAUAUGCAGUGCAAGACUGUCAAUAUUGACCAAAUAUGUUUUCUUUUGUAUUUUUUUCCCAUUUGAGUGUUACUUGUCUGUUUUUAUCAAUUCUGUUUUGUUUUUUGUCAUAAUAUUUUUUGCAUAAUGUUUGAUUUGAAUGUAAAUUGCCCUUCUGCAGACAAUUUGAUGAUUUUAUUUCUGUAUUUAUAAUGUACUUUAUUUAGAUUUUUUUUUUUACAAAGCAGUGCUAAGAUUUACAUAUUCAUACAUUCCAAAUAUUUGUAAGACAAAGUGAUUUUAAUGAAAAGUUGAAAAUACUGAAAUACAGUUUUAUAUUGCCUUAUAAUGAUGAAUUCCCCCUCAUCUUGCUGAAGGCGGGCAGCUUUGUUAAGGGGGUAGAAUUUAAUCGAGUGACGCUCUUGUAGGGAGUAAAAUGGGGUUGUGAUCUCAAUUCCAUUCAAUCUCAAGUCGAUUCAGAGAAUGAAUUAGAAUAUUCGAUUCACAAAUAGAAAAACGGUAUGGGGAUUUUUCAAUGAAACUGACUUGAGUUGGAAAGGAAUCUUCCCUCGCUCCCGAUGAAUGAGUGAUAUGAGAAGAGAAAAGGGAAAAUAAAAAAACUGAAAAGGUCAAAGAUAUUCACUCUGUGCUACCAUAGAGAAACAAAUAUGGCUCUGUUUAUGCCUUUAGAGGCUGCAGAGAGGACCGGGAUUCAGAAUCUCACAGGUGUUACAGGAAAUCAAUAUCUAAUCACCUCCAAAUACUUACUCAUUUAAUAUUGCCUUGGGAACUAAACCCCAACAAACUCCCGUUUUGUCACGUUUACCCGCUCAAGUCUUCAACUAACCAUGUGGCAAUCUCAUAGCCGAGACAAGGUGUGCAUCCCAAAUUGAUCUCUAUUCCCUUCAUAGUGCACUAUUUUUGACCAGAGCUCUAUCGGCACUGGUCAAAAGUAGUGCACUGCACAAUAUAGUGAAAAGGGUACCAUUUGGGACGAACCCAUUGGCCAUAGCUCAAUCAAACACAGCAUAGACAAUCUCAAAGUGAAACCAUUUUCAAUGUGACUGACGCCACAGACGCUGGCGAAAAAUCCCUUAUUUUACAAAAUAGAUGAGGGGAGAAACACUGGGGGAACAUUGGGAGUGGUGUUUGAUAUGUGCGUUCCGCUUGACUGAGAUUUAGACUUGGCACCUUAUUCCCUACAUAGUGCACUACCUUUGAUUAAAGAAAUGGCACCUUAUUCCGUACAUAGUGCACUACUUUUGAUCAAGGCCCGUAGGGCACUAUUGGUAAUAGUGUGUCAUUUAGGACGCACCCUUGUGACUGUUCCAGUUCGUUGAAAUGAACUCAUUGCCAUUUGAUAUUUGAACGGGUUCAGCGUUUACUAGGAACACUGAUCCAAGGGGACAGACUCACCCUUCAAAACCUGGUACUCAAUACUGAAGUUCCCUAACUGUGAGGUAUCUGCUUUAGGAGAAAAAGAGAGCGAGAGAUGUUAAAGAAAGUCAUGAAAGUAGGGAGGGACCUAAAACGUUAAUUUCAUUUUGAAACCUUUUAUUUAUUUAUUUUGACCAAGGGACAAAAAGAGGGAGGGAAAUAGAAAGGGUUGGGGAUGAUUGAAGAGAGAGAGAUAGAAAGAAAGAAAGACAGAAGACAGUUUCUGCUGCAUGUACCUGCAUCUAAAAUGUGUUGCUUCUUUUUGAUGAACUUAACAAGCAUUGAAAAAAAAGUAUAAAAAAAAUCUAAAAUAGCUAAAGAUGACUUUAUAGACGUAUGACGUACCAGAUAUAAAACCCUGUUGAAGUCUUGUACGAGGAUGUUGUUCUGAUCUAUGUACUCUAUGUCUAGCUGUACCUUGUAUCUAUAUCGUAAUAAACAUGCGUAUUGCUGAUUGUAAAUAACCGCAUGUAUCCAUGAUGACUAGUUUUGCUACACAAAGAGAAAGAAAUAAAAUCAACUAUUUUUUAUUAUGAAA
Salvelinus fontinalis (brook trout) is the source of this 5140-nucleotide messenger RNA. Its product is annotated as neurosecretory protein VGF-like. Gene Ontology annotation, molecular function: neuropeptide hormone activity. The record is from RefSeq and is a predicted model, not a curated record. The transcript has a single exon. Bases 45 to 2225 code for a protein of 726 amino acids. Lineage: Eukaryota; Metazoa; Chordata; Actinopteri; Salmoniformes; Salmonidae.